This is a messenger RNA of Nomascus leucogenys (northern white-cheeked gibbon), 4283 nucleotides long. NCBI's taxonomy places the organism in Eukaryota, Metazoa, Chordata, Mammalia, Primates, Hylobatidae. The record is from RefSeq and is a predicted model, not a curated record.
GAGGAGGAGCCUCGGGGCCGAGCCACCGCCUUCGCCGCGGACCUUCAGCUGCCGCGGUUGCUCCGAGCGGCGGGCCGCAGAGAUGACAUUUAUUCAUUUUAUGCAUCCUGGCUUCUACUGGUCGUCCCGCCUCAGUUCCUGUAGCAAAGAGACUUGAGUCUGAGCCACUAAUUAUCACCAGUGAGGUUUCCUCCCCAAGCAGGAAGCAGCAGGCCAGAGCUGCGCUCUCUCAGUGCACUCUCCAACCAAGCAUCAGUCACCACUCCCAGUCCAGUCCCUGUGGCCAAGAGCUGGUGUGCAGGCUGGGGGAGGCAGCUGGCUGUGCAAGCCCCUGGCAGGCCCCUCACCUCCUGAGAAACCAAGAGUCAGAAGCAAAGCCAGGCUGUCCUGGUUGGAGACUGAGCCAGAAAGGGUGGCUCACCUCACAGUGAGGCUGUCGAGUGACCUGAGCACCUCAGACCCUCACGUCAGCCAGAUGUCGCACCAGCCUGCUGUUGCCACCAAAAUGCCAGAAGAGAUGGACAAGCCACUGAUCAGCCUCCACCUGGUGGACAGUGACAGCAGCCUUGCCAAGGUCCCCGAUGAGGCCCCCAAAGUGGGCAUCCUGGGUAGCGGGGACUUUGCCCGCUCCCUGGCCACACGCCUGGUGGGCUCUGGCUUCAAAGUGGUGGUGGGGAGCCGCAACCCCAAACGCACAGCCGGGCUGUUCCCCUCAGCAGCCCAAGUGACUUUCCAGGAGGAGGCAGUGAGCUCCCCGGAGGUCAUCUUUGUGGCUGUGUUCCGGGAGCACUACUCUUCACUGUGCAGUCUCAGUGACCAGCUGGCGGGUAAGAUCCUGGUGGAUGUGAGCAACCCUACAGAGCAAGAGCACCUUCAGCAUCGUGAGUCCAAUGCUGAGUACCUGGCCUCCCUCUUCCCCACCUGCACAGUGGUCAAGGCCUUCAAUGUCAUCUCCGCCUGGACCCUGCAGGCUGGCCCGAGGGAUGGUAACAGGCAGGUGCCCAUCUGCAGUGACCAGCCAGAAGCCAAGCGUGCUGUCUCGGAGAUGGCGCUCGCCAUGGGCUUCAUGCCCGUGGACAUGGGAUCCCUGGCAUCAGCCCGGGAGGUGGAGGCCAUGCCCCUGCGCCUCCUCCCGGCCUGGAAGGUGCCCACCCUGCUGGCCCUGGGGCUCUUCAUCUGCUUCUAUGCCUACAACUUCGUCCGGGACGUUCUGCAGCCCUAUGUGCAGGAGAGCCAGAACAAGUUCUUCAAGCUGCCCGUGUCCGUGGUCAACACCACACUGCCGUGCGUGGCCUAUGUGCUGCUGUCACUAGUGUACUUGCCCGGCGUGCUGGCGGCUGCCCUGCAGCUGCGGCGUGGCACCAAGUACCAGCGCUUCCCCGACUGGCUGGACCACUGGCUGCAGCAUCGCAAGCAGAUCGGGCUGCUCAGCUUCUUCUGCGCUGCCCUGCACGCCCUCUACAGCUUCUGCUUGCCACUGCGCCGUGCCCACCGCUACGACCUGGUCAACCUGGCAGUCAAGCAGGUCUUGGCCAACAAGAGCCACCUCUGGGUGGAGGAGGAGGUCUGGCGGAUGGAGAUCUACCUCUCCCUGGGAGUGCUGGCCCUCGGCACGCUGUCCCUGCUGGCCGUGACCUCACUGCCAUCCAUUGCAAACUCGCUCAACUGGAGGGAGUUCAGCUUCGUUCAGUCCUCGCUGGGCUUUGUGGCCCUGGUGCUGAGCACACUGCACACGCUCACCUAUGGCUGGACCCGCGCCUUCGAGGAGAGCCGCUACAAGUUCUACCUGCCUCCCACCUUCACGCUCACGCUGCUGGUGCCCUGCGUCGUCAUCCUGGCCAAAACCCUGUUUCUCCUGCCCUGCAUCAGCCGCAGACUCGCCAGGAUCCGGAGAGGCUGGGAGAGGGACGGUGCCAUCAGGUUCACGCUGCCCACAGACCACUCCCUGGCCGAGAAGACGAGCCACGUAUGAGGUGCCUGCCCUGGGCUCUGGACACCAGGCACACGAGGGAAGGUGCCCUGAGCCUGUUAGGUUUUCUUUUCUUGGUGGUGCAGAGCGGUAUAACUGUGUGCAAAUAGGAGGUUUGAAGUCCAAAUUCCUGGGACUCAAAUGUAUGCAGUACUAUUCAGAAUGAUAUACACACAUAUGUGUAUAUGUAUUUACAUAUAUUCCACAUAUAUAACAGGAUUUGCAAUGAUACAUAGCUAGCUAAAAAGUUGGGUCUCUGAGAUUUCAACUUGUAGAUUUAAAAGCAAGUGCCGUAUGUUAAGAGAAGAGCAGAUCAUGCUAUUGUGACAUUUGCAGAGAUAUACACACACUUUUUGUACAGAAGAGGCUUGUGCUGUGGUGGGUUGGAUUUAUCCCUUCCCACCCCACCCCCACAACUUCCCUUUUGCUACUUCCCCGAGGCUCUUGCAGAGCUGGGGCUCUAAGGGGGAGGGAAGGCAACAGCUCUGCCCAGAGCCAGCCCCGGAGCAUGUGAGCGGGGGCUGGUCUCUUCCCUCCACCUGGGGCAGCAGCAGGAGGCCUGGGGAGGAGCAAAAUCAGGCAGUCGGCCUGGAGUCUGUGCCUGGUCCUUCGCCUGAUGGUGGGAGGAUGGAGGGAUUGGGCUGAAGUUGCUCCACCUCAUCCUUGCUGAGUUGGGGAGACAUUUUCCCUGAAAGUCAGAAGUCACCAUGGAGCCUGCAAAUGGAUCCUCCUGGGAGAGUGAAGUCACCUCCUUACCAGAGCCAUUAGUGAACCUGGCUUGAGAACAAGUGUAAUUUCCUUCCCUCCUUUAACCUGGUGAUGAGCAUCCUUUAAACCACUGUGCCUUCUCACCCUUUCCACCUUUAGCUUGAACGACUCCCAGGAAGGCCUACAGCAGACCCUUUAGAAAUCAGCCCAAGGGGGACAGCGAGAGAAAACACUCUAGGGAGUAAAGCUCCGCGGGCGUCAGAGUGGAGCCCUGCCUGGGCUGAAGGACUGUCUUCAUUAAGUCAGUCCUGAGGAAAAAUAUUGGGGACUCCAAAUGUCCUCUGGCAGAGGACCCAGAAAACCACACCGGCUCCAACUUCCUCCUCAUAGAGCAUUACACUUCAAAACAGUGGGGAGCGACUUUUCCACCAAAGCUACAAACCUAAAAUGCUGCUGCCCCAAAGCACAAGAGGGAAGAGCACCGCCGGGGCCACAGGACGUCUGUCCUCCAGUCACAGGCCAUCCUUGCUGCUUCCUCCUGACUCUAGCUUACUUCCCCUGUGAAGAAACAGGUGUUCUUGGCUGAGCCCCCAACCCUCUGCAGAACCAGGGUGUUCUGCCACUAAAAAAGCAUCUUUGAAGAGAAAGAGGGUGAGGUCUUGAUGAGUCUCCUAGGCCCGAAGGCAUCUUCUGAUGGAAGGAAGAGAGUAGGGCUGGUGAAGGCUGCCCAGAGAGAGUGUCACAGAUGAGGCUGCCCCUGCCCCCCAGGGAGGUUCAUGAGCUCAUGUCUAUGCAGCACAUGAGGGUUCUUCAGUGAAAAGAGGGAGAAAAGUCCACUGCAAGGAUAGCUCAUUAGGCACAUGACUGAUGCAGGGAAGGCCAUGCCGGGGAAGCUCUUCCUGCAGGUAUUUUCCAUCCGCCAUGCCAAGGCUGAGCGGCAGAAACUUGUCUCAUAAAUUGGCACUGAUGGAGCAUCAGCUGUGGCCCACAGACAGCCUUGCUGAGAAGGAGGCAGGUAAAGCAGAUAUUUUAGCAUUGCCUUGGCAUAACAAGGGCCCAUCGAUUCCCUACUAAUGAGAGGCAGGGAGAGCAUGGGCAAUGGAGACCCACCAAUGAUCCCCAACCCCAGUGGGUACUGGCUGCCUGCCCUGGGCCAGGGAAUGGCCCCUUACACCAAAGAUGCUGGCACAGAGCAGAACCCAGUGCACGUCCUCCCCUUCCCACCCACCUCUGGCUGAAGGUGCUUAUCAAGAGGGAAGCAAUUCUAAGGUGGGUGGCAGGAGGGAACAGGUGCCACCUGCUGGACAAUCAGCACACGAAAGGCAGGCAGGCUGUGUACUGGGCCCUGACUGCAUCCACUGCUGUCUUCCCUACCUCACCAGGCUACUGGCAGCAGCAACCCGAGAGCACAUCAUCCCCACAGCCUGGUAAAUUCCAUGUGCCUCUGGGUACAAAAGUGCCUCAACGACAUGCUCUGGAAAUCCCAAAUGCCACAGUCUGAUGUUGAUAUCUAAAAUCUAUGCCUUCAAAGGAGUCUGUGUAUUUUUUUUUUAACCUGGUAGACGGUCUAAAAAGCAGUGCAAAUAAACACCUAACCUUCUGCAAA